AUGACCGAUUCUCGACUCUCAGAGCUUGCUACGACUCAUGUGCAUUCGGAUCUGCUCCACGCUCACAGAGCCGUAAACGCUCCGUGCAUCUCAAUUGCCGGCCCCAGCCCUGACCAGCACACAAGCCUCGACUCAACCGGACUCAGAGCAACUGGAGAUCGGUUGGAAGCAGCCAAACCGGGCGACCGUUUCCCUCCUUCCCGAGACCCGACGUUCGAGGCCUCCUCAAAGUCGGCUCAGUCGAGUCCGAGUAUGCCGGCCGUCAGUCGCCUGGUGAUGUGCCUCGCCGUCGGCCUUCCCGUAGACAAUCUCAUCCCUUCGGUCCAGCAUCUCCGCCAUAUUACGCGAGCAGCCCAACAGACGGCAGGUCUGUUAGCCCAGCUGAGGUACCGUCUUGCCAGAUUGGCCCAAACCGCGGCCACCAUAACGGCCGACCGGUUGGAGACGGACAUGCCCGAAAGACAGACGAGUCAUGGAAAGGGGCGGCCCCGGGAGAGGAAUAGGCGGCUGAAAGGACAAAAGUCGGCUGAUUUCAUAUCGGUAGAUUUGCCAAAAAAUGUAUCUAUGUCUAUCUAUUAA
Protopolystoma xenopodis is the source of this 579-nucleotide messenger RNA. NCBI's taxonomy places the organism in Eukaryota, Metazoa, Platyhelminthes, Monogenea, Polystomatidea, Polystomatidae. The record is from the annotation of a GenBank genome assembly.